GUCACGUGAGUUUCGGCUUGUGCCAUUUUUUUUUUUAGUCGCUGUUGUUGUCUUGUGUACUGUGCACUGUGCGUGUCAUCCCCAUCUAGUUAGAAAUACAAUCGCGAUGGAUUUUAACGUGAAGAAACUGGCUUCUGGCGCCGGGCUUUUCUUCACGCGGGCUGUCCAGUUCACAGAGGAGAAGCUGGGCCAGGCGGAGAAGACGGAGCUGGACGCGCACUUCGAGAACCUGCUGAGCCGCGCAGACUGCACCAAACACUGGACGGAGAAGAUCCACGGCCAGACCGAGGUCCUGCUGCAGCCCAACCCAAGUGCCAGAAUUGAGGAGUUUCUCUAUGAGAAGUUGGACAUGAAGGCACCGUCCAGAGUCACCAACGGAGAGCUGCUCGGUCAGUACAUGGAGGACGCGGCCAAGGAGUUCGGAACUGGAUCUCCAUACGGGAGCACCUUGAUUAAGGUGGGGGAAUGUGAGAAAAGACUAGGCGCCGCGGAGAGGGAGUUCAUCCAGACGUCAGCAAUCAGCUUCCUCAAUCCCCUCAGGAACUUUCUGGAAGGAGAUUGGCGGACCAUUUCGAAAGAGCGCCGUCUCCUGGAGAAUCUGCGACUGGACCUGGACGCCUGUAAAACCCGUCUGAAGAAGGCAAAAGUGGCCGAGGCCAAGGCUUCGGUGGCCCCAGAUUUUCAGGAAACCAGACCCCGCAAUUAUGUGCUCUCUGCCAGCGCCUCUGCGCUUUGGACUGAGGAGGUGGAGAAAGCCGAGCAGGAGCUCCGACUCGCCCAAACUGAGUUCGACCGGCAAAUGGAAGUCACAGGGCUGCUUUUGGAGGGCAUCAGUAGCACUCAUGUGAAUCACCUCCGGUGCCUGCAUGAGUUUGUGGAGGCCCAAGCGGCAUAUUACAAGCAAUGUCACUUCCACAUGCAGGAGCUGCAGAAAGAGCUGGGCAGGCUCCCCAAUGCCUUUUCCCUGAACUCUACCCACCCCAUGGGCCCUCCCUGCUCCGCAUCAGAUGGAAGCCCGGUGGAGACGGAUACCCUGAAGAUCGAAGAGGUCCAGGCCCCGGCUACUGGAACGCGAAAGGCCAAAGUUCUCUACGAUUACGACGCGGCCGACUCCAGCGAGCUUUCCCUUCUGGCUGACGAGCUAAUCACAGUGUACACCGUGCCGGGGAUGGACUCCGACUGGCUGAUCGGAGAGAGGGGGAACCUGAAAGGAAAAGUGCCGGUCACGUACCUGGAGCUCCUCAGCUAGAGGACGGCGCGGGUGCAUGAGCAUGAAACCAGCGCAGCCGGAGCCACGCCCAUCUUCCAUUCCGUGCCCCGCACUAACACGUAACCACUCCUCCACGAUGCGUGCACCUGCAAAAGUCCAGCCCGCACAUUUGAGUAGACCCUUCGGGAAAGCCACUCAAGCAUAGUCGCCUCAUAGAAACAGCAGUGAAAAUGGAACCAUUGUUACAAGUGCUGGAGAAUUCUCCAUUUCUUUUUCCAUAGCUUUGUUCAGUUGAUAUUAUUACUAUUAUUACCAUAAUCUUAUGAUUUAUUUAUAUUUAUCGGGGUACAUCCCACAAGUUUCAUCUAAAUACACAGAUUAAUUCAUCUUUUUUUUCCCAGUGUCUUAUUGUUAUUGUUUAAAUUUUUUCUCUGUAAAGUUUCCCCUGAGUUCUGAUGAAAUUGUACAACAGGGAAAUAACCCAUUUUCAAAAAUCCUCCAUCAAGAUUGUAAAUGCAAGCUGGAACUUGCGCGUCUGAUUCGGCUGAUCCAGAUGCAGUUAGUCGUGUCUUUUGGCUGAAAUUGUGUCGUCAGGUGCCAGAUGGAACCGUGCUGCUUUGCAGCCAUCAGAAGAGAGAGAAAGUAAUCUCCCAUUUCAGUCCCUAAAGACAAGAAUUAAAGUCGCGCCUUCGAUUAAUUGCAUGCAAAUGAUUUAAACUUUUUAAUGUGAACCAAUAUGACAUGAACUUUUAUUUAUUUAUUUUGUUGGUCCAUAAGCUAUUUUUCCUUUGCCUACACUGGAGGACUUCUCUCACCUUUGACCUUUGAGAAGGCUCGCCUCGAUUGCUGAUUGAAAUGAAUGUAAAACGUCCAUUUUGCUGAGCAGAUCAUGUAAAACAGAGACAGUCCGGCUUGCCGAGGGUCGGUUGGUUUGUUUCCCAUAUUUCACAACAGCAAAAAUAAACCCGAACUCUCCCGGUCGGACCGCCUUAAGACCACUGGAAGGAGCUGCUCACACUGACUGACAUCCACCACAGCCAGCAUGCAAGUCUGGAAAACGGCUCCAGUUUUUUUUUCUUAGUUUACCACAAUCUUCUUGGUUCAUUUAAGUGUCCUCUGUCUUAAUGCUGCAUGUGCUGCAAGCUACUAGUGUGUGUGUGUGUGUGUGUGUGUGUGUGUGUGUGUGUGUGUGUGUGUGUGUGUGUGUGUGUGUGUGUGGAAGUUGGAGCGUAUAUGAGGCAGCUGAGUCUGUCCAUGUGAGAUCUGAAUGUGUUUUCAACAAUACUGAUGA
Molecule: messenger RNA, 2501 nt
Organism: Menidia menidia (Atlantic silverside)
Lineage: Eukaryota; Metazoa; Chordata; Actinopteri; Atheriniformes; Atherinopsidae
Source: the annotation of a GenBank genome assembly